GGAGAAGCAGGGGGCUGGGGUUAGACGAGGGGGUGGCCAAACAGAGAGAGAGAAGGGAGAAGGGAAAGAAAAAGCAUGAGAGGGAGAGAGAUGGGUAUAACUUUGGGAAAGCCAGGAAGAGACAGCACUGCACAGUUAUUUACUUUAAGAUUCUUUUUUUUUUGGUGAAUUUUCUAAAAGUCUUCAACAAGAAGACAAGAAAGCAUUUUGUGCUUGAUGUCCUGACUAAAUAGCUGUUUUCCUUUUUUUUUUUUCCAUCUGGAGCGAUUGCUUGUUUGAUUAAUCUAAUCACCAGUAAAGAAAAUAAAAACCCAGAAAUCUGAAAAUUUCUCCAAACGUAGCUGUCGUUCAGGCUCGUAUCGGAGCUUUAAAGUGGACUGGAACACCACGUGUAGACACUCUCCAACACCUGUUGCAAAGGAUUUUCCUGGAGCAGUGUCAUGGACUCCUGUUGCUCUGUUGCCUGAGGGAAUCAUCGUGUCUGUUAUCUACUGACCGGCCUUCAGCGAGUGUUAAAGUUGAAGUGUACCUGCCUGUUAAGGGUAGAAGCAGAAGAUGUCAUCCUAUUACCCUCGCACCAAAGACCUGACCCGCACCAGGAAGUCAGUGACAGAUUCACCACCAUCUUCUCCAUCCUAUACAGACAAAAACUACAGACAUGAAAGACUGUCGAGAUACGAUUCCACUGGAGAAAGUGCCACAGACAAACCUAUGGGCCGCACCAGUUCUUACACAAGGAGAGAGACGAGGCUGGCGGCUCUGAGUAAACAAGAGCAAGACUCCACUGCCAAAGACUAUAAGAAGAUGUACACAGAAGCUUUGCAAGAAAAUGAAAGACUCAAGUCCAGACUUCAGGACAGCAAACAAGAGUUGGUGAAGAUUCGCUCCCAACUGGAGAAAGUUGCUCAGAGGCAGGACAGAAUGUCAGAGCGAUCCACUGUUCUUGAAACGGAGAAAAGGGAAAAACAAGCACUGGACAAAAGAGUCACAGACAUGGAGGAGGAAAUAAAGGCUUUCCCUGCCCUGGCCCAGGUCCAGGCUUUGAGGAGAGUCAACGAGUGUCUCCUGGCUGAAAACAGAGCCAUGCUGCGUGUCCUCACUCGCCUCUCUGAAACAGCCUCCAUGCCGGAGACAGAGGACCUCUGAUCCUUGGAAUCGUCUGGCCUAAUUUCCUCCCUGCUGUCUCCUUCCUGCGCUGUUUAACUUUUACACUUCUCUUUCCUUCUGAAGCUGUCACAGCUUUCACCCCUCAUUCUGCUGUCCUCCCCUCAGGCAGGUCCUAACCGAACUCAAGUCAGACAACCAGAGGCUAAAGGAUGAGAACGGAGCUCUCAUUCGAGUAAUCAGCAAACUGUCAAAGUGAAAAGAUGUCUGAAGUUCUUGUUCUUGUGCCCCGACCUUGAUUCAGCAGUUUAAUUAUUCACAAGGUCCCACGUUUUACCUCCUCUAUCAGUUAUUGAUAGGCCACUUUUGAAGCUCUUAUAGACAUGGUGUGUUGAGCAGACACUUCAGUUUUCUCACCUUGCAAUAUUUUCUAAUAUUACAUAGUAUAUAUUAUUUAUAGCAUAUAGUACUUUUCACAUCCACAAACAAGGGAACAGGUGUGCUAUUUGGACUGCAGUGUCUCUGAAAACAUAGAAAUACCUUUGAACUUUUCCUAUACUGUGUGAUAUCACACUGUUGCUUCACUUUUGUUAGUACUAUUUGCAGCAUAUGGUUUUAAUAAUGCUUACAUAAUCUAUAAGAUUUGAUGAUUUACUGGAACAUACCAAUGGACUUGAGAAUACAUUCUUUAUAUUUACUCCCCAAUUGAAUUGUGUUUUUUUUUCUCAAAAAUAAGAGCAAUACCUGAAAGAUAAAACAUUGUGGCUAGGUUCUAGCCACAUGUUUUUUGAUGCAUCAUCCAGAUGAAGGACAGUUCAGUGGCCUACAAAUGUUUUAUUUACAUUUAUAUCUUCAUCACAAAGAAAAAAACAAGUCACAAAAAUAUUUUGUUUUCACCAGAAUACAUAAAAACCCAUGAAUCAGACGUGCUUAUUACUAUCCAUAUAAAAUGUUGAAAAAACUAAAGACUAAGGAGGUAUUUCUGUAAAUAAAGAUGAAAGACUGAUUUAAAUGUAUUUAUUACAAUGUAUUAAUAUAAAAAAUAUAUGUAUUUUAUUUGUACUCUGUGUUCACAUGUUAUCCUUUGGAGAAACACACUUUUGUUUGUAUUGAUUGGGCUGCAGAAGAGGCCCUCCUUGUUUGAAAUAAUAAAUGAAUUUUAAAACCAUGACAUUCUAAAACCAAACAAACUCAUUGCCCAAUAAAAUGUUUCUGAAUUGCUAAAGCAACUGCUUAUUUUUUUAAUCUGAAGCUUCAUUCCAAUUUUAUUAAAAUUUUCAUUUUUUAAUCAGAAUUGUCACAUCUUUAACUGUGAGUUACCAGAUUGUCUAAAGCAGGGGUUUCAGGUUUGCAAGAGAAAUUCACAACAUUUAUACUCAGAGGAUAAAUUGGAUUGUUUUGUAACUGACCCUCACAGGAAAUAAAAACCUUGCAAAACUA
Poeciliopsis prolifica (blackstripe livebearer) is the source of this 2544-nucleotide messenger RNA. RefSeq names its product protein phosphatase 1 regulatory subunit 12B-like. NCBI's taxonomy places the organism in Eukaryota, Metazoa, Chordata, Actinopteri, Cyprinodontiformes, Poeciliidae. Gene Ontology annotation, cellular component: Z disc; A band; cytoplasm. The coding region runs from base 556 to 1146 and encodes 196 amino acids. The transcript has 8 exons. The record is from RefSeq and is a predicted model, not a curated record. Gene Ontology annotation, molecular function: phosphatase regulator activity; enzyme inhibitor activity; protein kinase binding.